Exserohilum turcica Et28A is the source of this 939-nucleotide messenger RNA. RefSeq lists its product as uncharacterized. The record is from RefSeq and is a predicted model, not a curated record. Bases 1 to 939 code for a protein of 312 amino acids. Gene Ontology annotation, cellular component: membrane. The transcript is spliced from 4 exons. NCBI's taxonomy places the organism in Eukaryota, Fungi, Ascomycota, Dothideomycetes, Pleosporales, Pleosporaceae.
AUGGAUCCAGCUCAAUUCGGCAUCAGCUCUCUUCCGCUACAACACGAACCAUAUGGCCCCAUCCACCCCAAAGCUCUCGAAGGUUCCAAUGCGGGGAAGGUGGCCCUCAUAACAGGCGCAGGUCAGGGCAUUGGCGCAGCCAUUUCCGAAUCAUUGGCGAAAUCUGGGGCCAGCGUAGCUAUCUUGGAUCUCAAUGCCAACAACCUAAUCCAGACCAAGAAGACAUGUUUGGCUUUUGGCGGCAAAGUCGAAGCAUUUACUUGCGAUGUGACGGAUAAGAACCGAGUUGGCGAAGUUCUGGCGCAGGUGGAGAGGCAGCUAGGUCCGAUCGAUGUGCUUGUUAAUAACGCGGGCAUCUUCGAACAGAGGCCAUUCAUCAUGGGUGAUUUCAACAUCUUUUGGAAACAGAUCGAGGUCAAUUUCAAAGCCCCCUUGAUGCUCAUACAUGAGAUUCUGCCACGCAUGCGCGACCGCGGACACGGCUGUAUCAUCAACAUUGCUUCUCGGUCCGGAACCGUCGACGUACCCAUGACACUUGGUUACGUGUCUUCCAAGGCAGCGCUCAUCCGCGCAACACAUACGCUGCAAAAGGAGAUGGAGCUUGAUGGCCUUGAUCCUGCGAUUCACAUGUAUGCACUGCAUCCCGGUGGUGUACUCGGCAACAUGGGUGGAGCUGGUCCGCCGGACGACGUCAAGGCGAAGUAUGGCGAUAUCAGUGGUGAAGAAUUCUUCAAGCACCUCUUCAAGGAUGGGCCGUCGCUUUGCGGGCAGACAUGUGCGUGGCUGGCAAGCGGCCAAGGGAAAGAGCUCAGAGGACUUUUCUUGGAUUGCCGACAGGAUGUUGCGAAGCUGCUAGACAUUGGACGUGAGACUUUGCUGAAAGAAAAUCGGAAUACUUUGACGGUAAACUUCAUUGACGGCUACUGCAAUGAGCCUUGA